AUGGCGCUGGACGGAUCCAGCAGUUAUGUUGCUCCGAGCAACCUAAUGGAGCCACUGAGCUCUUCCCUCCCCAUGUUUGACGUUGAACGGGUGCAAUUGGCAUUCUCCGUAGCGGCGGACUUCGUCGCAGCGCAAGUCGCGAAUAAUGUGCUUGUGUUAGCCUUAUCAACUAAUCGCAUUCUCCGCAUCGAUCUUGAUUCCCCUGAAGAUGUCGAAGACAUUGAUCUCCCCAAGAAAUCCUCUGAAGUUGGAGUGAUUCGGCGCAUGUUCCUCGAUCCGUCGGCAUCUCAUUUGAUUAUCACCACAACCCUCGGCGAAAAUUACUAUCUCCAUGCCCAGUCACCGUCGCGACAACCGAAACCCCUGACAAGAUUAAAAGGCGUAUCAAUUGAAAGUGUUGCUUGGAACCCCUCUUUACCCACCGCCUCUACUCGCGAGAUCCUCAUUGGUGCCACUGAUGGCAACGUCUACGAGACUUAUAUUGAACCCUCCAGCUACCGGCAGGAGAAGUAUACUACCCCGGUCUACCAGGUGCCAGGCGCCUCUCCGGUGGUUGGGAUCUCUGUGGAACCGGUGUCCUCUAAGCCUGAUCAAAGAAGGGUACUUGUGGCAACCUAUGGGAAGCUAUUGCAUUUCAUCGGCCGGACAGGAGUCUCAAGACAUGGGAGGGAAAGCGGCGUGUAUUCGGAGCUUUUCCAGCGUGAGAUGCCAGUGACCCACGAGAUUCCAAACUCGUCUAGCUCUGCGCCAUCUUCGCUGGCAAUUUCGCCCACAAUUUCAGAGAGCUAUCAGGCCGAAGGAUAUACCGAAAAACAGUUUGCGUGGCUCAGUUCCGAGGGGAUAUACCAUGGCCAACUUGCUUCGGAGUCUCCAUUCAGGACCGCAAAUAUGCUUGCGCGCUCAAUAUUUCCAGCUUCAGAAUCGCCGCGAGGAGGGCGCAAGUUGAUACAAGACCCGAUUUCUGCCAUGACUCUGUCACAGUGGCAUGUCCUAGCACUUGUUGGGGGCAGAGUGGUUGCAGUCAAUCGUCUCAGUCAGGAAGUUGUGCACGAUCAACCCGUGUUAGAAGCUGGGCAGAGCGCGCUGGGCCUCUUGACUGAUCUCACCAAAAAUACAUAUUGGCUCUUCACCAGCAAGGCCAUUUUUGAAGUUGUAGCAGGUGACGAGGACAGAGAUGUCUGGAAAAUCUUUUUGAAAGAGCAAAAGUUCGAUGAGGCUCUUCAGUAUGCCCGAGGCGCCGCCCAGCGAGAUGCUGUUAUGACUGCUUCGGGUGAUUUUCUGGCAGGCAAGGGUAACUUCCUCGAGGCAGCCAAAGUAUGGGGUAAGAGUAGCAAAGGGUUCGAGGAGGUCUGUCUAACUAUGAUUGAUCAUAAAGAGCACGAUGCUUUGCGGAACUACCUCCUCUCCCAGCUGGCAACAUACAAGAAGGCCUCACUUAUGCAAAGGGUGAUGGUCGCAAGCUGGCUUGUGGAACUGUUCAUGUCAAAGUUGAAUUCUCUCGAUGACAAUAUCGCCACCAAAGCUGAAUUGACAGAAGGCGCAAGCACUGGAGAAAUCAAGGAUCAGCUUGGCAGCAUUCGAGCUGAUUUCCAAGAGUUUGUGAACAGCCACAAAGCAGACUUGGACAAGAAAACAGUAUAUGAUAUUAUCAGCAGCCACGGGCGAGAGGAAGAAUUGUUGUUCUUCGCAACUGCUACGAACGAUUACAAUUAUGUUCUAUCGUACUGGAUCCAGCGCGAGAAAUGGCUGGAAGCCUUGAAGGUUUUACAGCGGCAAAGUGAAGCCGAUGUGUUCUACAAAUAUAGCAGUGUGCUGAUGACACACAAGCCGACAGACCUAGUUGAUAUUCUGAUGCGACAGACGAACCUUGAUCCUGAGAGACUGAUACCCGCGUUGUUGAAUUACAACAAAUCUGCCAGUGUCUCUUCUCUCAGCCAGAAUCAAGCCGUCCGCUAUCUGAACUUCAUCAUUGUCAACCACCCAAAUCCAUCUGCAGCAGUCCACAACACCCUUAUCUCAAUACAUGCUUCCAGUCCUUCAUCGUCUGAGGCUGGGCUGCUUACUUAUCUCCAAUCUCAACCAUCAUCCCCCCCUCCAUACGAUGCAGACUUUGCACUUCGCCUAUGUAUUCAAAAUCAACGAAUUCAGUCAUGCAUUCACAUCUACAGCACAAUGGGACAAUAUCUACAGGCUGUAGAGCUAGCGCUGGAGCACAAUGACAUAGAACUUGCCGCGAUCGUCGCAGACCGCCCGGAGGGCAACGACAAGCUCCGCAAAAAGCUAUGGCUCCUUGUCGCCGAGAAAAAGAUCCGCCAACCGGGCACGGGCAUCAAAGAUGCGAUUGAAUUCCUGCGCCGCUGCGAGCUGCUCCGCAUCGAAGACUUGAUCCCAUUCUUCCCGGAUUUCGUCGUCAUCGACGAUUUCAAGGAUGAGAUUUGUACUGCAUUGGAGGACUACUCGCGCCAUAUUGAUUCGCUCCGCCAGGAAAUGGAUAACUCAGCCCUGACAGCCCGCCAAAUCCGCGGUGAAAUCUCUGGUCUCGAUACUCGCUACGCCAUCGUUGAGCCAGGUGAGAGAUGCUGGAUCUGUUCGCUGCCCGUUCUCAGUCGUCAGUUCUUCGUCUUUCCCUGCCAGCAUGCUUUCCACAGUGACUGUCUGGGUAGGGAAGUCUUGGACGGCGCUGGUGGUAAGAAAAAGUAUAUUCGGGAUCUGCAGGCGCAGCUCAGCAGUGGCGAUAUCUCUGCCUCGCGACGCGAGGAUAUUGUCAAGGAAUUGGAUGGGCUAGUCGCCGAAGCUUGUAUCCUCUGCGGUGACCACGCCAUCAAACAAAUUGACAAACCGUUCAUUACAAGCUCGGAAUCAGCCGAGGAUUGGGCGCUAUGA
Penicillium griseofulvum is the source of this 2883-nucleotide messenger RNA. RefSeq names its product vacuolar protein sorting protein DigA. Lineage: Eukaryota; Fungi; Ascomycota; Eurotiomycetes; Eurotiales; Aspergillaceae. The transcript has 3 exons. The record is from RefSeq and is a predicted model, not a curated record. Gene Ontology annotation, cellular component: endosome; HOPS complex. Gene Ontology annotation, biological process: vacuole organization; organelle fusion; vesicle-mediated transport. The coding region runs from base 1 to 2883 and encodes 960 amino acids. Gene Ontology annotation, molecular function: protein-macromolecule adaptor activity.